AUGUCCAAACACGCCGGAUCUGGUGGCGAUGAACCGCCCUCAAAGUGUCACUGCACGAUUGACGUCCAAGUGAACCAGGCAGUACCACAGGCACUGUAUGAUAAUGGUGCAUGGGAAAUCCUUGCCAAAUUCCUCACCACAUCGAUGUCUCUAUCCGAGGUAGACGACGCGCACAUAGCGUACCUCGGCAACCGAUACUUAGCAGAUGAAUGGGCAGAACCUCGACGCCUGCUCUUCUCCAGUGACCAAGAUGACGCCAAAUCCUUAGAAAACUUCACCAAGCUGUGGAAAACUCACAUACCCAAUCCACCAGAAAAGUCUUCCGUUUCUAUCCCUGCAUCAAGGAGGAACGGCUACUCGUCAAGUUCAUGUGCUCAAAAAUCAUGCAAGUUAUCCAAAGCUGCUUCUAAGUUCAUCGCUGAUAAGGCCGAUGUUGGUGAUGAUGAAGAGGAGGAAGAGGAGUAUGAUGGAGAAGAUUGGGAUGGACCUUCUACGCAGUUGCCGAUAGUCACAACUCAUCUGAAGACAAUCUCGCCUACAGAAGUCCCGAAAGCAGGAUGUAUUUACUUCGUGUUCAAAGAACUACCACUCAAUAUGUUGCUGAACACCUUCGGAGGAAGGAAUUUCCCCGUGAUUGUGUCAGCCUGGUCAGCAGGACAGCUUUACGUGGUGGUGGAUAGCCCCGCAACGAUUGCAAAGUCCUUGCCCUUAUCUCUUUAUCUCGCAGUGAAAGAGUACUCCCGUAUUGCCAAGGAAGAACAUGAAGCGGUAGAAUGCACGCAGUCCAAGUUUCCUCAACAAGCAUGGGUGAGGAUCAAGGACAGUAAGUACAGGGGUGACAUUGCACAAGUUUUUGAGCAACUGCCGAAUGGUCUAGUCGCAGUCUUAAUUGUUGCACGUGAUUUCCCCUAUUCCAUGCCUUCAGGAUCUCGAGCGCUUAUCCAGCGAUCUCUCCUUCUGAACCAGAAGAGCGUUUCCGACAUCAUUCAUGAUGAUGAAGUCGUGGGAUGGAAAUACAAGGGAGAAAGCUACUACAUGGGCCUGCUGCUGAAGAACUUUCACCGCGACAGACUAGAACUCGUCACAUCCCCUCAUGUCAACGACAUUCAGCUACACCUGGAUUCUGGAUGGAAUCAACCGUUCUUGAAUGAAACUGUGGUCGCGUUUUCGAUGCAGUUCCUGUGCGUGGGCGAUUGGGCGAGAGUCAUCAAAGGCUCUCUUCGUGGAGAGCUUGGUCAGGUCGUCUCAACUGAUCAUACUUUGGGGACCCUAAGUUUGCAAUCGGCUUUCAAUGGGCAUCUCAAGGAGAUGGAAGUUUAA
Messenger RNA from Suillus plorans, 1320 nucleotides. RefSeq lists its product as uncharacterized. The coding region runs from base 1 to 1320 and encodes 439 amino acids. NCBI's taxonomy places the organism in Eukaryota, Fungi, Basidiomycota, Agaricomycetes, Boletales, Suillaceae. The record is from RefSeq and is a predicted model, not a curated record. The transcript has 5 exons.